Messenger RNA from Schistocerca nitens (vagrant locust), 1232 nucleotides. Its product is annotated as uronyl 2-sulfotransferase-like. Gene Ontology annotation, molecular function: sulfotransferase activity. Bases 68 to 877 code for a protein of 269 amino acids. The record is from RefSeq and is a predicted model, not a curated record. Lineage: Eukaryota; Metazoa; Arthropoda; Insecta; Orthoptera; Acrididae. The transcript is spliced from 5 exons. Gene Ontology annotation, cellular component: membrane.
CCCGCGGGUCCUGGCGUCGAGCCCCGCGGCGCGCUCGGCCACCAAGUCGCUGGCGGAGGUGGCGGCGAUGCCGCCCUCCGCGCACGUGCUGCUCUUCAACCGCGUGCCCAAGGCCGGCGGAGAGAUGCUGGUGCUGCUGCUGCAGUGGCUGCAGGGCCGCAACGGCUUCCGACACGUGCGCCUCGGCCCCGGCCCGCGCAGGAUGACCCGCUCACAGCAGGAAAGUCUUGUGGAAACGAUAAUGAAGACCAUACGUGAUGAAGCUGUCCCAGUUGCUUUCGAUCGUCAUGUGUAUUUCAUAAAUUUCACACUGUUUGAUAAGCAGUCUCCAACAUACAUAAACCUUGUUAGAGAUCCUGUGGACAAAGCAGCAUCAAGGUUUUAUUAUGCUAGAGUAACACCAGAUCCAAGAAAUCCUGAUUUGCAUUAUGCUCCUCCAAGGCUCAACAAGAAUUUCAUCAGCUCUAAUUUUGAUGAAUGUGUUGCACUUCAAGAUCCUGAAUGUAUGUUUGAAACAGGGCAGCCAUAUGAUCUAACAAUACCUUACUUCUGUGGACAUGAGGAAUGGUGUAUGCAGCUGAACAAUCGGAUGGCACUAGUGAAAGCCAAAGAAAAUGUGGAACAUUUCUUUCCUGUUGUUGGUGUCCUGGAAGAACUAAAUGCUACUUUAGCUUCCUUGGAGAGCAAUCUUCCAUAUUUCUUUAAGGGCGUUCAAAAAAUGUAUUUUGAAGAAUUGCUACAACCACACAAAAAUAGGAAUCGAAAGAAACCACCAGAGGUUGCUCACAAAACUCGAAAGUGGCUACAUUCACAACUGAAGCUUGAAUAUGAAUUUUAUUAUUGGCUACGAGCAAGAUUACUGACUCAAAUACGGUGAUAUAAUGAUAAACUAUCAAAUUGCAGAUUGCAGCAUCAAUUUUAUAUAAAUGUGACCUGAACUGAAAUUUUAUACCAAAUGUGGUGUGCAAUCUCUGUAUUUUAUUGCUGAAUCAGCUAUUUUAUUUAUGACUCUACUUUCUGAAUAAUAAGUACAAAUUUAUUUAUGUAUAUUUUCAUCUAUUUGUAGUGUAUUUUUUAAUGCAGUGUGCUGCAUUAUGCUUGUAGCUAGUGUACACCUCUUGCCAGAUAUUAGAUGGGUUGAUUGUUUCCUGUGUGUAACUGUUAUCAGGUGUCCUUCAUGGAACAUAUGAUGUGUAAAUGACCUAUGAAGAAAAUUUUUCAUAAUUUGCAAA